Gilbertella persicaria is the source of this 1317-nucleotide messenger RNA. RefSeq names its product major facilitator superfamily domain-containing protein. Gene Ontology annotation, biological process: transmembrane transport. The record is from RefSeq and is a predicted model, not a curated record. Lineage: Eukaryota; Fungi; Mucoromycota; Mucoromycetes; Mucorales; Choanephoraceae. Gene Ontology annotation, molecular function: transmembrane transporter activity. Gene Ontology annotation, cellular component: membrane. The transcript is spliced from 9 exons. Bases 1 to 1317 code for a protein of 438 amino acids.
AUGAAUAAGACAUAUCCUCAAGCAUGGUUUGCAUUGUUCUUACUUGUAUUACUUCGGACAGCUGUUUCUGUAUUUCAAUAUACUUUUAGUGUGAUUCCUACAAUCACAAGCCAUUACUUUGACAAGUCACUCUCGAUAGUCAAUUGGCUUACUAAUGUACAAUGCAUUGUUUAUGUUAUUUUAAGUUUCUUUACAGGCUAUAUAUUCGAAACAUUAGGUGUCAAACGAUCUAUUUUAGUCUCCGGAUUUCUUUGUGCUUUAGGAUCAGCCAUUCGAAUGGGUCAAAUUGUAGGAGGAGCAGCAUCUCCUAUGGCAUUGAAUAUCAUGACAAUGUUUGCUUCUACUUGGUUUACAGAAAAUUUACGGGCAACAGCUGGUGUGUUUGUAGCAUCCAAUUAUGGUGGUAUCCUUGUCAUGUUUAUUGUUCCUACAAUUGCAUCAGAUGAGGCUGAUAUGUCUAAAGUGAUUCAUUUAGUCACUGGAGUCUGUGUCAUCGCAUUUCUCCCAUUGUUUUUAAUGCCUGCUAAACCGCCUACACCACCCAACAGCGUACAAGACACAGAACGUCCACCAUUUCUUAAAGGACUUGUCAUGCUAUCUAAAAACUUCCAUUUUUGGGUUUUGUUUUUUAUUCAUGCAUUUAACGUAGGACUAAGUAUUGCCUUUUGCGCUUUGUUUACACAAAUAGUUAACCCACAUGGUUAUUCAGAUGCUGAAGCAGGCCAGUUAAAUGCUUUGGCUAUCAUCGCUGGUACAUUGGGUUGCUCGGUUGCUGGACCUGUGUUGGAUCGAACAAAGCAGCAUACAUUAUUCCUAAGAAUAAUUGCACCUAUGGUAUUCCUGACAAAUGUAGCCUUUGUGUUUAUAAUUCCUCAAGGUUCUUUUGCUUCUGUAUUGUUUAUCAUGACCAUGAACCAGUUCUUUUUAUCAUUUCUUGUACCAGUAGUGAUUGAGCUUGGUUCUGAAACAUCUUAUCCUGUGGCUGAAUCCACAACCAAUUCACUUUUAUGGCAAGGCGCUCAAGUGUUUGGCUUUGUAUUUGUCCUUGUUAUGGAUGCCAUGCGUGACAUAAGUGGCAUUCCUGCAAAUAACAUGAUCCAUGCACUUAUCUUUCAAGCAGCUGCGUCGGGUUUAAUAGCAGUGCUGGGAUUUAUCUUUCAUGGAAAAAUGGCUCGAUCAGAAGCCAUGAAAUGGCAACAAAGCUUAGAUCAACAGAGAGCUGCUGACAAGAAUACAGAAAACCAAUUAUCACUUGGAUCUUAUCCUAUUUCUUCUGUGUUCGAGUCUUCUAUCAAGGCAAAAACAAACCAACAAUAG